CUUUGUAAAAUUAAAUAGUUUUCCAAAUUCAAAAUUCAAGGCAUUUGUUUUGAUUUAAUCCAUCCUAUGUCGGACUCUGUGAAUCACUUGGUGCACCAAAUCCUGGCCCCCUUUGCCAUUGAAGCCCUCGAUCGCAUAGUGCCAGCUGUCCGCCGCUUGUUGAUCAUCCUGCAUGAAUCCUUUCUGGUGGAUCACCAGGAGCCGGAGCCCGUGAUCGAUGUGUCCGGCAUGAUUCAGCCAGUCCGUAAAAUAGUCCUGAUCGUUAACGACCCAGCGCCGGAGAUUCAUGCGGAUGAGCAGACAGUGAUCAGUUCGGAUGAGCUCAGCGGCCUGAUGAGUGAACUUUCGCGGAGCAUUCGGAGCUUAGCCCGUUCGACCUACGAUACCAUCUCGGCACUGGCCGACUAGGUGGAGAGUAGUCUCUGAAAAAGAAGUCAGCCUGCACGAUUGAAAAAUCCGACAUCGAUCCUCCUGAUCCUCCAGAGCAUCCUGCACCGCCGCCUGCUCCUUUUUCAUUCCGAGCC
Drosophila rhopaloa is the source of this 524-nucleotide messenger RNA. RefSeq lists its product as uncharacterized. Lineage: Eukaryota; Metazoa; Arthropoda; Insecta; Diptera; Drosophilidae. The coding region runs from base 67 to 408 and encodes 113 amino acids. The transcript has a single exon. The record is from RefSeq and is a predicted model, not a curated record.